GCGGGAGGCGGGACUUCUUGGCCGCCAUGCUCCCUGCUAGGCUCUAAGGCUGAGGUAGUCGCUUUGGAGACGCUGCUCUGUGGGGAGAGCACCGCUGUGGCAAAUUAUGAGAAGAGUGCGGGUGAGCCUGGAAGCCGCGCUAUGGAUUUAGUUGUCUUUGAGGAUGUGGCUGUGAGCUUCACCGAGGAAGAGUGGGCUUUGCUGGAUUCUUCUCAGAAGCAUCUGUACAGAGAUGUAAUGCUGGAAACCUACAGUAACCUUGCUUGUGUCGGAAACAAAUGGGAAGACCAGAGCAUGGAAGAGCACUUUCAGAAAUCUCACUCCUUUUGGCGGCAUAAAAAAGUUCAUACUGGGGAAAAGCCCUAUGAAUGCAAACAGUGUGGUAAGUCCUUCAUUUAUCCUUCUUUACUUCAAACCCAUGAAAGAACUCACAGUGCAGAAAAACCCUAUAGCUGCAAACAGUGUGGUAAAGCCUUUAAAUCUCACAGUUCCCUUCGAGUCCAUGAGAGAAACCAUACCGGGGAAAAGCCCUAUGAAUGUAAGCAAUGUGGCAGGUCCUUUAUUUACCCCUGCUUACUCCAGAUCCAUGAAAGAACUCACAGUGGUGUCAAACCCUAUGGAUGUAAGCAGUGUGGGAAAGCGUUCAGACGCCUCAGUGACCUUCGAGUACAUGAAAGAAUUCAUACUGGAGAAAAACCUUAUGAAUGUAAACAGUGCAUUAAAUCUUUUAUUAAUCGGUAUUUACUUAAGAUGCAUCAAAAGUCUCACACUGGUGAGAAACCCUAUAAAUGUAAGAUGUGCAGUAAAGCCUUCAUUUAUCCUUCCUUACUUAAACUGCAUGAAAGAUCUCACACUGGGGAAAAACCCUAUCCAUGUAAACAAUGUGAUAAAGCCUUCAUUUUCCCCUCUUUACUUAAAAUGCAUGAAAGAACUCACACUGGGGAAAAACCUUAUGCUUGUAAACAGUGCGGUGAAGCCUUCAAAAGCUACAAUUCCCUUCAGAGACAUAAAAGAGUUCAUACUGAUGUAAAGCCUUACGAAUGUAAACAUUGUAGCAAAACCUUCAUAUGUCAGAGAUCCCUUCAGUUACAUAAUAGAACUCAUACUGGAGAAAAACCAUAUAAGUGUGAAGAGUGUGGUAACUCCUUCAGAUACCACAAUUCCCUUCAAAGACAUAGAAUAAUUCAUACUGGGAAAAAUCUCUAUGAAUGUAAACAGUGCGAUAGGUCCUUCAUUUAUCCAUAUUUACUCCAAAUACAUGACAGAACUCACUCUGGGGGAAAACCAUAUGAAUGUAAACAGUGUGGUAAGUCCUAUAUUUAUCCUUCUUUACUACGAAUCCAUGAAAGGACUCACAGUGCAGAAAAACCCUAUAGCUGCAAACAGUGCGGUAAAGCCUUUAAAUCUCACAGUUCCCUUCGAGUCCAUGAGAGAAACCAUACUGGGGAAAAGCCCUAUGAAUGUAAGCAAUGUGGCAGGUCCUUUAUUUACCCCUGCUUACUCCAGAUCCAUGAAAGAAUUCACAGUGGUGUGAAGCCUUACGAAUGCAAACAGUGUGGGAAAGCCUUUAGGGGUCACAGUUCCUUUCGCAUUCAUAAGAAGCUUCACAGUGGGGAAAAACCCUAUGAAUGUAAACAGUGCGGCAAGUGCUUCGUUUAUCCAUCCUUGCUUCGAAUGCACGAGCGAACUCAUAGUAGUGAAAAGCCCUAUGACUGUAAGCAGUGUGGUAAGGCCUUUAAAUCGCGUAGUUCCCUCCGAGAACAUGAAAGAAACCACAUCGAGGAAAAAUCCUAUCCGUGUCAACAGUGUGGUAAAAUCUUCAGGCGUUACAGUUCAUUUCAAAACCAUAAACAAAUCCAUGCUAUAGAAAAACUCAAUGAAUGUAAACAAUGUGGUAAGAUCUUCAUUUAUCCUUCUUUUCUUCAAAGGCAUGAAAGAACCCACAUUUGUGAAAGAACCCUAUAUAUGUAAACAAUGUGAUUAAAGCUUUACCAUAUUACAAUUCUUUUAGGAGAGAUAAAUUUCAUUCUGAGGGGGUGUGUAGAUAUGAAUAAUGUAAUAAAGCCAUUUUUACAGUCGUCUUCAACUGCGGAGAAAAAUUCAUAUGUAACAAUUGGAGUAUAAUGUGAGAAAGCCUUCUGAAAGUAACCAUCCCUUUCAAAUGUAUGGAAUAACUCAUAAUGAAGUAGAACCAUGUUCCCUAUGACAUUAAAAAUUGUCAUGUUAGAAGGGAAUCCUGUAAAUAUAAACAAUGUGAAAACUCA
Molecule: messenger RNA, 2264 nt
Organism: Rattus rattus (black rat)
Lineage: Eukaryota; Metazoa; Chordata; Mammalia; Rodentia; Muridae
Product: zinc finger protein 14-like
Exons: 5
Coding region: 142-1971 (609 amino acids)
Biological process (GO): regulation of DNA-templated transcription
Source: RefSeq, a predicted model, not a curated record